Podarcis raffonei (Aeolian wall lizard) is the source of this 1993-nucleotide messenger RNA. It is a transcript of the gene OLFML3, whose product is annotated as olfactomedin like 3. The record is from RefSeq and is a predicted model, not a curated record. The transcript has 3 exons. The coding region runs from base 114 to 1292 and encodes 392 amino acids. NCBI's taxonomy places the organism in Eukaryota, Metazoa, Chordata, Lepidosauria, Squamata, Lacertidae. Gene Ontology annotation, biological process: signal transduction.
UGUGCUCCCUCCCCCAUUUUUUUACGGAGAAACUGUCAAAACAUUCCAAUGGUGUGAGCUCGACUGCAGCGCACAGACCGCGGGCAAGGCGCAAGACACCAGGUACUGCAACCAUGGCUCCCCAACAUGCCUUGCUUCUGCUGGUUAUCGUGGCCAAUGCCGUUGACGGGCAACAACAUCAGUUAAUGGAGUACAUGGAGAGGAGGCUCGCUGUCUUAGAGGAGCGGAUCACGCAGUGGCAUGAUCAGAGCAGCCGUUACUCCACUGAGCUGAGGGAUUUCAAGAACAAGGUUUUGUCCAUGCUGGAGUCAGUGGAGAAAGACCGGGAGACACUUCGCUCAGAGGUAGAAAACACUGCAGUGCGAGUGGACCGGCUGGAGCGAGAGGUGGACUACCUUGAAACUCAAAAUCCUGCCCCACCCUGUGUGGAGGUGGAUGACAAACUAAUGGAGAAUCAAGUUGCCAAUGCCAAGAAGCGCAAGAAUGAGAAGUAUGACAAAAUGACAGAUUGCAGUGACACAGUGUCCCAGGUGAAAGCCAUGAAAAUCCUAAAGCGGUUUGGCAGCACUGCUGGACUCUGGACUAAAGACCCAGUGGGAAAUUCGGAGAAGAUCUAUGUGUUUGAUGGCACUAGCAACGACACCGUGUAUGUCUUCCCCAGAACGAGAGAGUUCACGCUCUUCUCUGCUACACGAAAGGCUGCACGCAUCAAGCUACCCUAUCCAUGGGUCGGCACUGGACACUUGGUAUAUGGGGGCCAUCUUUAUUAUAUCCGAAGACACGGCACUUUCCAGGUUAUCAAGUUUAGCUUGGCCAACAAGACUAUUGUGGAUAGUUCAGUUUUCCCUGCCGAGGAGCAGAUCCCUGUCUUUGGUCUUUCAUCCUAUAACUACAUUGAUCUGGUGGCCGACGAGGAAGGGAUCUGGGCUAUUUAUGCCACACAAGAGAAUGAAAGAAACAUUGAAUUGGCCAAGCUAGACCCUGCAACCCUGGACAUUGAGCAAAUGUGGGACACACCAUGUCCCCGGGAGAAUGCAGAGAGCGCUUUUGUCAUCUGUGGUGCGCUCUAUGUGGUGUACAACACGCGACUGCCCAGCCGGUCUCGUAUCCAGUGUGUCUUUGAUGUCAGUGGCUCAAUGGCAAAUGAAGAUGCUCCCCUAGUCUACUUCCCCAAGCGGUACGGCUCUCACUCCAGCAUGAAGUACAACCCCAAAGAGAGGCAGAUCUAUGCUUGGGAUGAUGGCUAUCAGCUUAUUUACCGCAUGGAGAUGAAGAAGAAGACCGAAGUCUGAGAAAGGCCUAGAGCUCUGGUGGACAGCGCAUCAGAAACAUGCUCCAUUGCCUCCCUGCAGAUACGACUCAGCUGCCUACUCAUGCACAUAGCAUGUUCAGCUCCUUAGAAAACCAGCAAGCAUGGAGUAGACUGGACUUCCUGAUACAUCAAACAUUUUUAAUGCAGAAAUUGCCUACAUUUGAGGAGGGGAGGACUCGCCAUUUCUUUCUUUUCCCCCAGCUCACUUAAAAUUGGAUUAUUAUUUUUAGGUGCGGGGGGCCUUAUGCUCGAAAACAUAAAAAACUACUGGGGAAUAGAGUUAAUCAGCUCUAUUUUUGAAGCAGGGGCACCCCCCUCUAUGUUUCCAUACUGCCUUAGAAAUCAAAUUGGCAUCACCCCGGCAGCCCUGCUAUUUCAUAGACGCCUCCCUUUUCAGAAUGACAGCCCAGAAGGAUCUUAAGCUGCCUGCCCAAAUGAGGCAGUGAGCAGGCACUCAUGAUAACUAUAAGGCCAGGCACUGCAGUAAUAAUAAUAAUAAUAAUCCCAUAGGGUUUGGUUAAUUUAACAAGAAUGUAAAACCUAUUUUUCUUCUCGCUUUCCUUUGCCCUCCAGAAGCUUUAAUUGGACAGUCCAGGUGGCAGUUUCCUGCUUGCUUGUUGUACCUUAUUAUUUCUGUUGUUCUAUUUAAAUCUCCUUUCUAUAAAUCAGAAUAUGUCUGUA